CUACUAUGUACAUACUCGGCUAUUUAACUGUUGUGUGCAUCCGUAUUGCUUCCACUCAACUACAAGUCAAACGAUUAUUUACAUGUUGAUGUGAUAUUGCAGUUGUUCCUUCAGAUCGUAUAGAUACUUGCUACUGAUUUCUGAUGAUGUUGAUCACAUCCUCCAUACCUGCACAACAGGCGCAGGCGCUCACAGAGCCACGUGGAGCACAAUGUCUUGACCAGACGGCUGCUGCCGCAGAAGUGCUACUCACAGAGCGCGAAGCCCACAAGCCUGAUUCACCGAGUACAGAUUCGCCGACCUGUUUCAGUAUCACCACUGAGCGUGAUGUUUAUUACGGAAAUGACCUGGUAAACGGAGAAGUGAAUUUCAAAUCGCUUACCGAGGUUGUAAUUCCGAGAGUUUGUGUGGCCGUGAUGUGCCGCUACGUGUGCAAGAAUCGAACCUCACUACAGUACAAGAAAGCCCAUACGAUCUUCAGGUCGAUGAAGGUGAUCGGACGUGACUAUGUUGUUCCCGUGGGACAAUCAUCCAUCCCUUUUAGUUUCAUACUCCCAACGGACAUGCCCGCCUCCAUGCAGCAUGUGUUCUGCACUGUGCGUUGGGAUUUACGCCUAUUUCGUUAUGAUACCAAUACUAAUUUAGCACUCACGAGGAAGGCCUUCCUUAUGUCGUCACUAUAUUAUCCCUUGCCCGGUCUUACCCCCACUGUGCAAAUGGAAAGACCCGCUCUACUGCGCAAAGGUACGGCUGUGCGCAUGGAAGCGUCGCUGACAAAAGACAUAUUCACAGCCGGCGCACCCAUCGAUGUACACAUUGCAUUCCAUUUGUUGAAGAGAAGUGUGAAGGUACGGAAAGUUGUGGCGUCUGUCAUACAACGAGUGGAGCAUCACGAGGCUGACCAGGUGCUCAGCUGGUCCACAACUGUGCUGGACAGGAGCACACUCAACUCGUCUAGUCUGAACAGAAAGCUUAACAACACCACUGAAAAGGGCACGGCAUUGGACCACACUUUCGCCCUUCGGCCAUAUGUACAAGAAGACAUGGGGAAUGCGGUUGCCCUACAGAAUACGGCUGGUGAUGCCGGCGCGUUAGUUCCUACUACUCAUACUCGGUGCCACAACUCAAUUGUUUGGAUAUUAGUGACAUACAUGGUGGACAUCAAAGCGACACUUUUCGGUGCACCAGAUAUAGAGAUGUCUCUCCCGCUCGUCAUAGAAGGCUGUACUGCAAUAGUUAGUGACAACUUAGACGCAACAGCUCUGAACAAUUGCAAAACAUUCCCCACAGUAGGGGAAGACCCCCCGGAAUACGCAGACUACAAAAUGCAGUCAACACGCUCUUACACGAGCUUGAGGCGCAAUUCCAUAGACACUGUGUUCGCAAAGCCAGAGGAUGUACCCUUGCCUACGGCAGUCAAAGAGACUAAUAGUAAAAUCAUUCGGCGCGCAACACUCCCGGGUAUGCUCACACGGCCCAAGAGCACCACGACUUUGGCACGGCCACAGGGUCACUCUAUCAAAGAGCACGUGGAGAGCGACGUCUCUGAAGAGGCGGCUUGUGUGACAAACGGAGGGUUCGAAGAAAAUCAACAGGAAGUGGAAGACAACGUGGCGAUGGUGAGGAUUCGCAACGUGCGCUCUCUGUUGUCUGGUAAGCUGUUUGGCGGUCGCAGUAGGAGUAUGAGUGUGGAUGAAACAAGGCGUUCCCAGAAUCGAGAACGACAAGACAGUCUGUUAGCACAGGGUCCGCCUUCAUUCUUAGAAGCAUUGCAGUUCAUAUGAACAUAUCUAAGUCAACGGGCACUCGUCAGGCCACGCAGGGUGUGUAGACGAACAUAUUGACCUUUUCAGGUCCUUAUGCAUGAACUUAUCUGCAAGUAGUGAAAGAUUCCAUUCGGUUAGAAGGUAUGGAUAGAACCACGCAAAGGAUCACUUCCGGUAUGCUACAGGCCUACGCAAAGAUUUUAUUGUGAUCAUGCAGAUAAGCCUACUGGAGAGUAUAGGUUUGCGAAGCAGUUGCGCAUUCUUGCAGUUCUAGGGUUCCUCAAAUACGUCACAUACAAUAACAAAGCCUUCUCCCCGGUUGAAUAUACGCACUAUUGUAGUUCAGAGCUUUCCGUAUACGACUCACAGGUCUCCAUUGAAUUUCAGUCUACAACUUGUAGUAUUAGCGUAAUUUAAUGCACCGAAAUGAAGACAGGAGAGGAUACAAAAGUACAAAUUCUCGCCGGUGGUUGCUCAUGCGAUAGCCUUUAGCGAGCUGGCAGUGUAUGCUGCCAAACAAUACACUGCAUAGCUACUGCUUGCGUGCUUGGGUGCGAAAUCAAAAAGAUUAAAGUUCGUCACCUUAAAAUUGCAUUUGAAUAUCAAGGUGUUGACUCUUGAUA
Messenger RNA from Sphaeroforma arctica JP610, 2389 nucleotides. RefSeq lists its product as hypothetical. The coding region runs from base 144 to 1784 and encodes 546 amino acids. NCBI's taxonomy places the organism in Eukaryota, Ichthyosporea, Ichthyophonida. Gene Ontology annotation, cellular component: cytoplasm. The record is from RefSeq and is a predicted model, not a curated record. The transcript is spliced from 3 exons. Gene Ontology annotation, biological process: protein transport.